CACGAUAAAUUAAUCAACUGAUUUGGGAAGGGUCCAAAUCGCACGCCGCAGUUGGAUGCCUCAGGCCUUCAAGGGCCAAAAAUAGCCCAAAAGUGUCUCACAUGGGCCCAAACGGGUUAGAACCACACCAAUCACUCCUCCCGCGCUCUUGUUUUCUCGCCUUCUUUUUCUCCCUCGCCAGGACAUCUGAUCCUUUCUUGUAUCUAUAUUCGCUUGUGGAUUUCUGUUCCUUUUUUCGCCUUCGAUUUCCGCCCUUUUCCCACACCAGAGUACAGGGUCCCCUCGUAUCAUAUCAGCCGAUCUGCAUGUUUCACCGUCCCACUCGUCUGGAAUAGCACUUGGACACCCGAUUUUCUUUCGGACAGAACCAUUCGUCAGCUCUGCAUUGAACACGAUACACCUCGUUAGAUCCAUCCAUCGAUCAUCAACGCUCGUUACUUGGACACACUCGCUCGGAGU
Messenger RNA from Aspergillus alliaceus, 459 nucleotides. RefSeq lists its product as uncharacterized. Lineage: Eukaryota; Fungi; Ascomycota; Eurotiomycetes; Eurotiales; Aspergillaceae. The coding region runs from base 102 to 335 and encodes 77 amino acids. The transcript has 2 exons. The record is from RefSeq and is a predicted model, not a curated record.